This is a messenger RNA of Trichomycterus rosablanca, 2742 nucleotides long. It is a transcript of the gene cdh10a, whose product is annotated as cadherin 10, type 2a (T2-cadherin). Gene Ontology annotation, molecular function: calcium ion binding; cadherin binding. The transcript has 11 exons. The coding region runs from base 1 to 2358 and encodes 785 amino acids. The record is from RefSeq and is a predicted model, not a curated record. Gene Ontology annotation, biological process: cell morphogenesis; calcium-dependent cell-cell adhesion; multicellular organism development. NCBI's taxonomy places the organism in Eukaryota, Metazoa, Chordata, Actinopteri, Siluriformes, Trichomycteridae. Gene Ontology annotation, cellular component: adherens junction; catenin complex; plasma membrane.
AUGGAUCCGUUCCUCCGGUUGUUCCCGCUGCUCUUCCUGUUGGGUCUCGGCUCGGGCGUGGCGUUCACCGCCGGUCGCAGGGGGGCGGCCGUGCGCCCGCCGGUCCGCGCUCCGCGUCAGGACGGGCGCCUGCUUCACAGGUUCAAGCGAGACUGGAUGUGGAGGCAGUUCUUCCUGUCGGAGGAAUACACCGGGAACAACUACCAGUACGUCGGCAAGCUUCGCUCGGAUAAGGACCGAGGGGACGGCACGGCACGCUACGUCCUCUCCGGUGAGGGCGCCGGCACCAUCUUCCGCAUCGACGAGAAGUCAGGUGACCUGCACGCCACCCAGAGGCUGGACCGCGAGGAGAAGGCGUCCUACACCCUGCAGGCUCAGGCCUUCAACAAGUUCACGGGUCUUCCUCUGGAACCGGCCACCGAGUUCAUCGUCAAGAUCCACGACAUCAACGACAACGAGCCCAAGUUCACGCAGGCCGUCUACUCCGCCAGCGUCCCCGAGAUGUCCGACGUCGGGACGUUCGUGAUCGAAGUGAACGCCACGGACGCGGACGACGCCUCAUACGGGAACAGCGCCAAGCUGGUGUACAGUAUCCUGCAGGGUCAACCGUACUUCUCUGUGGAGCCGGAGACGGGGAUUGUGAGAAUAGCUCUGUCCAACAUGGACCGGGAGGUACGGCGAGACUACCAAGUGGUCAUUCAGGCCAAGGACAUGGCAGGACAGAUGGGGGGUCUGUCCGGAACCACGGUGGUCAACGUGACCCUGACGGACGUUAACGACAGCCCGCCGCGCUUCGCCUCCAGUUCGUACACUCUCAGCACGUACGAGUCGGCCGAGAUCGGAUCCACGGUGGGUCGGAUCAGGGCCCUCGACGGGGACGAGGGAGAGAACGCCGAGAUGAGGUACAGGAUCCUGGACGGGGAUGGAAAAGACUCGCUGGAUAUCAUCACUGAUGAGCUAACGCAAGAGGGAAUAGUUGUCGUGAAAAAGAAACUGGAUUACGAGAGCCGGCGUGUUUACACCGUCAAAGUGGAGGUGAGCAACACUCACACGGACCCCGGCUUCUUCCACCUGGGGCCGUUUUCGGACACCACCAUGGUCAAGGUGACGGUGAGGGACGUGGACGAGCCGCCGGUCUUCAGCCGGCCGCAGUUCGUCAUCGAGGUGAACGAGGACACACCCAAGGGGAGCAUCAUAGGGACGGUUACGGCGUGGGACCCGGACGCUACGGACUACCCUGUGCAGUUUGCGAUCGACGAGCACACAGAUCCCGACAGACUGUUCCACAUCAACCCCCGGAACGGCUCCAUCACCACCCUCAGGUCCCUCGACAGGGAGGCGUCCAAGUGGCACAACGUUUCGGUUCUCGCCAGCGAAUUAAAUAACCCUCGCCAGAGGAGUCGAGUUCCUGUGCUGAUUAAAAUUCUGGACGUGAACGACAACGCUCCGGAGUUCGCCAUGUUCUACGAGACGUUCGUGUGCGAGAACGUCAAAGCUGGUCAGCUGAUCCAAACCAUCAGUGCCAUCGACACAGACGAGCCGCUCGUCGGGCACAAGUUUGUGUUCAGCCUCAGCACCAUCAACCCAAACUUCACCAUUUUUGACAAUGAAGAUAACACGGCCAGGAUCCUGACCAGGCGGAGCGGCUUUAACAGGCAGGAGAUGAGUACGUACUACCUGCCCGUGGUCAUCUCGGACAGCGACUAUCCCAUCCAGAGCAGUACCAGUACGCUGACCGUGCGAGUGUGUGGAUGCGACAGUACUGGCAACCUGCGCUCGUGCAGCGUGGACGCCCUGCUGCUGUCGGCCAGGCUCAGCACCGCCGCCCUGGUGGCCAUUCUCCUCUGCAUCGUCAUCCUCCUCAUGAUCGUGGUUCUGUUCUCGGCCCUGAGGAAGCAGCGGCGCAAGGAGCCGCUCAUCAUCUCCAAAGAGGACGUCCGGGACAACGUGGUGAGCUACAACGACGAGGGCGGCGGCGAGGAGGACACGCAGGCCUUCGACAUCGGAGCGCUGCGCCACCCCGACGGCGUGGAGGAGAGCACCAAGCUGAGGCGCGACAUCAUCCCCGACGUGCUGUUCCCGUACCCGAGCCGCUCGCCCGCCAGCGGCUGCAACGACCUCCGAGACUUCAUCAGCAGCAGGCUGAAGGAGACGGACGCCGACCCCUCGGCCCCGCCCUAUGAUUCCCUGGCCACGUACGCCUACGAGGGGAACGGCUCCAUCGCCGAGUCGCUGAGCUCGCUGGAGUCAGCGGGACACGACGGAGACCACGAGUACGACUUUCUCGGCAGCUGGGGGCCGGAGUUUAAAAAGCUGGCGGAUAUGUACAUGGGGAAGGAGACCACAGGGGCCGGAUAAAGGGGCCCGAGGGAUGGAACUCGCACCAGGAUUUACUUCACUUGUUUUUUUACUUGCUUUUUGUUCUCUGAGGGAUUUUUGUUGACAGUCUCGUGGCAGUUUUGUCGUGCUGAUGAGGAGUGAGUUGUGAUUUUGUCGAUGCCGUUUGUUCUCUUGAAGAAGAAGAAAAAAAAACACUUGAUGAACGAAAUCAAAACAAAAAAAAUUCAUUUGCUUGUGUGAAAGACGUCACUUCAUCCGCCAGACUGUGAGAAUCACCGGAAACUAAACCGCAGCGGCACGGGCGAGACGCUGCGAACACACACGGGCACGAUUUUGAAUGUUGUUGACGUUUUAUAUCCAUAUUUUUUAUGAAUAUAUUUUAAUAAAAAAAUGAUGAAUGCA